Colius striatus (speckled mousebird) is the source of this 1954-nucleotide messenger RNA. It is a transcript of the gene INAVA, whose product is annotated as innate immunity activator. The record is from RefSeq and is a predicted model, not a curated record. Gene Ontology annotation, biological process: positive regulation of protein ubiquitination; adherens junction maintenance. The transcript is spliced from 9 exons. Bases 97 to 1710 code for a protein of 537 amino acids. NCBI's taxonomy places the organism in Eukaryota, Metazoa, Chordata, Aves, Coliiformes, Coliidae.
CCCGCUCCUCCCCUCUGCCUCAAGUCAAAACACGUCGCCGUGGCCCUGGCGCAGCAGAGCCGGCAGCGGCGUGAGCGCCCAGGGUCCCGGCCUGGCAUGGGGGAGGUGAGCGACACCGACAGCGGGAUCAUGCUGCACUCGGGCCCCGACAGCCCCGUGUCAGCCCCGAAGGAGCGGGCGCAGGCGGGGCGGCGGCGGCAGCAGGCGCUGGAGGCGCGGCUGGACGGCUGCGUGCAGGAGCUGCGGCGGCUCUGCCUGCGGGAGGCGGAGCUGACGGGGACGUUGCCCCGCGAGUACCCCCUGAAAGCCGACGAGAAGCCUCCCAAGGUCCGGCGCAGGAUCGGUGCUGCUUUCAAGCUGGAUGAGACCCUCGUCCUGCGCGGGGCGGACCCGCUGAGCGCCCUGGAGCGCGACCUGGCGCUGCAGCUGCAGAUCGCCAAAGCCGCCCGACGGCUGUGCCGGGAGGAGAACAUCAGCAAGCGGCUGCGCAAGCGGCGGCAGACGGCGGCUCUGCAGGAGGAGCAGAAGCUCAAGGACCUGGAGAACAUCCUCAACCAACGACGGGUCCUGGCCGGCCGACGGCCCCUGCCCACCGGCUCCACUGCUGCCGAGGAGCUCAGCGGCUCCGACGACAGCUCCCUGUCAGACGCCGUCCCACUGGAGGAGGAGGAUACGCGGUCACCGGAGCCCACCGAGGAGGAGGAGGAGGAGGAGGAGGAGGAGGGCUCCGGGUCCCCGCCGCCCCCCGCCAGCCCCUGGCAGGAAACCAGCCUGGACAGACCCUACGAGAAAGCAAAACCACCCGGCGUGGAUCCCGGGGAUGGGGAAACCCGGAGCUCCCGCUGCUAUCCCGGCUCCCCACCGGCCCCCCCCGUCACCCCCUCAGCCCCCAGGAGCCCCCCAGCCUCGCGGGGGGCUCGGGAUGUCCCUCCCUACCGCUUCGUCCCCGUCAGGACCCUGGUGCUGUGCCGGCAGGCGGGGACCAGCGCUCCCAGUACCCCGGAGCUGGCAGGCAGGCGAGGGCAGAGCCAGUCCCUGAGGGUGGAAGGGUGCUGGCAGCCGGCCGAGCCCCGGGGCCGCAGCGCCGUCCCCCGCCGGCGCCCAACCUACUACACCGUGACGGUUCCCACCUCCUGUGUGCCCGCCCCCGGCCCCGCGCGCCUCUCCGGCUCCGACGACAGCAUCUCCGACCUGUCCAGCGUCUCCCACGCCACGUCCCCCGGCAGCAGCAGCCCCGACGUCUCCUUCCCGCGCCCUCCGGUCCCGCUGCCCCUCGCCGAACCCUCUUUCUACCCUCGGGGCGCCCAUCGCUUUCUGCUGCCCGCCGGCCCCGUGACUUUCCUCUACGAGCAGGAUUUGGCCCCGUUACGCUACCAGCGCCUCGUGCCCUCCCACAGCCGCAUCGUUCGCACCCCCUCGCUCAAGGACUAUGCCCCGGGGGGGUCCCGGGGACUCUCCAAGGCGGCCGUCACCGAGGAGCUCAAGUCGUGGCACCAACGUGCCCGGCUGCGGGGUGCCCGUCCCCACUCCCUCGACCGACAAGGGGCCUUUCGGGGUCCCCGCGGGGGCACUGCCAGGGAUGUGCCCGUCGCCCGUGGGGUCGUGUCACUGGCUCAGGGCCCCCCGUUGCAGGUGCUGCGGCGCUCCCCGGACACGGUGCCUGUGCAGCUCUACGUGCCUGAGAACGGCGAGAUCAUCACACAAGUGUAAGAGUGGACCCCCCCUCUGCCCCCCCAACACACCCCUCCGGGGUGGGGGGGCGCAGCCUGGCUGGCCCAGGGACAGUGGGGACACCAGCCUGUCCCACACCCCCCCCAUCUCAGUGUUGGGGACGUGGGUGGGGGUGCAGCUGACCCCCCAACACCCUUGGUGUGUGUGUGGGGGUGGGACAGAGUGGCCGGGGCUGGUCCCCCCCUGCCGUGUCCGCUCACCCUCACUGUGACCCCAGCCUUUG